AUGACGAACUCGAAUAACAUCUUGCCCAACAACCAAUCGAUGGACCGAGAAUACACCUCUACCAAUAUUCUCAACCCUGCCACCCCGCCCUUCUAUCUUUCCGGGGCCAGCGAGAACUCUAGUGCGCACAUCUCCACCACUAUUCUCAACCCUGCCACCCCUCCCUUCUAUCCUUUCGCGACUAGCGGGAAUUCUGGUGCACCCGCCCCUACCACUUUCCUUAAUCCGGCCACCCCGCCCUUCACUCCUUCCCCGGAGUUCUUUUUUAGAAGACUCCAAGGGGAGAGUAUUGGCGAGGAUGACUGUGGUUUCCCGCAUUGUGGAGGGUUCUGUGAGCUUUAUGCCCGCAGCGCUGCCAGUCGCGACAAUAAUGGGGUUGGUCAGAAAGCGAGCUCUCCCGCCGUCCAAGACAUCGAGGAACUUGGUACAGAGUCUGGCUACGACGGCGGAAGCAGUUCUGAAGACGGGUUUCUAGGUGAUGAUGAUACAGACUCGGAAUAUUCUUCGAGUUAA
Messenger RNA from Botrytis porri, 513 nucleotides. RefSeq lists its product as uncharacterized. The coding region runs from base 1 to 513 and encodes 170 amino acids. Lineage: Eukaryota; Fungi; Ascomycota; Leotiomycetes; Helotiales; Sclerotiniaceae. The record is from RefSeq and is a predicted model, not a curated record. The transcript has a single exon.